Molecule: messenger RNA, 6236 nt
Organism: Scylla paramamosain (green mud crab)
Lineage: Eukaryota; Metazoa; Arthropoda; Malacostraca; Decapoda; Portunidae
Product: sorting nexin-29-like
Exons: 18
Coding region: 433-3114 (893 amino acids)
Molecular function (GO): phosphatidylinositol binding
Source: RefSeq, a predicted model, not a curated record
GAGGAAACCCAGCUGGGGAAAGGACUGUGUUGUUAUGACGUUAGAUACAAGAGUACUACAUCUGUGGGAAAUAAAGAACACCCACUGAAAUGCUUAAAUAAGGCCUAGAGGUGAGAGAAUAGAGGGAUAAUAAGAAAGCAAGAGAAAGUUUCAAAAGCCGCGUCUCGGAGUGAAUGUUGAAUAGUGACGUGAGGUGAACAAGCUUUCCUGGUCACAAGACAACCUGUAGCUCUCAGUGUAGCAUUGGUGUGUCUUCUCCCUGACCUUAUAGGAGGCAGUAAUCGUGUUCUGCCAGCAAGUCCAUGACUGUGGGUGCCUCCCAGCCAGGUGUGGGGUGUGUGAGUGCAUUAAUUGCCUCACCUCGCCGAGAUUCAGCCAAAAUGUGAAGUGACCAGGAGUGCAGCAGUGGUUGGAGGGAGAGACAGGAGUAUCAUGUCUACAAGCAGUGAUCCUGACCCUCACAGUGCUAAGAGACAGGAAUUGCUGUCGGGAAUUCUGUCGGCAGUUCAGGGAUGUCAGGUGAGGUUUGGUGGCCGCACGGAGUUAGCCACAGAGUCCGACGAGAGGGUGGCCUUCCUCUGCACCCAGCUGGAGGCCACACUCUCUCAUGGCCUCAAGCCUCGACCCCCAAACAGAGGUCUCGCUGCCAUCAAGCAAGUAACUGGCAUAGUGACUUCAGGACUCAGUCUCAACCUUGGCCUCCCUGCUGCUGAACAUGAGACUUCAGUGCUUUGGUGGUAUGUGCGGGAGCUGCUCACUCGCCAUGAAUACGAACGUUUCCUUCUCCUGAAAAAUGUCACCACUGAUGUUGGGCGAGGCCGGGCGUGGCUUAGGAGUCUGCUCAAUGAACAUUCCCUUGAGAGAUACAUGCAUAUAGUGGUGUGUGAUGAGGCAAUGCUGAAGCAGUGGUAUGAGCCAUGGGCAUUACUUAGGCACCAAGAGAUGGCUGCCAUGCUUCCCAACCUGGCUGCUGGUUUGGAUUCAAUACUGUUUGCUAUCAACAUUGAUAAUGGGGAGCUUAAUGAUGGCUGCCAGACUGAGGGGGAAGUCAAACCCGACACUGGGGGCACUGCCUCCUUGGAACCCGAGGCCCAGGUGGCCCCUGCCGUGUCGCCACCAGCAGAAAGCUCCACUGCUGCCAAGAGGAGAGACAUAAAGAAAAAGAAGAAGAAAGUCCCAUCACAGCUGAUCUCCUUUGAUGACGACUACUCCAGACCAGACCAGGGAGAUGUGCGGUCGCCCCUGUACCACAGCGCACCCACCACCUGCCUCAGCUCCCCUGCGCCCACCACAGCCAACUCCACCCCUUUUAGCGAUCGCCUGGAGAAGUAUGCACACCUAAGAGAACUUGAGCAGGCAAAGAAAGUGCUUGACUCAUCCAAAGAUGCAGAGGCGAGUGUAGAAGGACCAAAGGAAAUGGGGAAUGUCAGUACUAAGCCAGUGAGGGAAGCUCCCAGUCCCUUACAAGACUGUGAGGUGUUAGAUGAUGGCAGUUCACUUGGGAAAGAGAGAAGCCAUACUUUUGAUGACGACUCCUUCCAUUCUCUGCAUGAACCCAGUUACCAGCAGCUCUUUGAGAACAUCUUGCCCAAGCAGACAGAUGCCUCACCUGAAAGCAAUGGGAAUAACACCACUGAGAACACUAUAGCAUCCAAUUCUGUUCCCAUCACCAAACCUCAGAGACCAAACAGUAUCUACAAUCAGGAGACGGGAUCCUACAAGUCCAAUCAGUCCAAUCUAUCAGGAGACAGUUUCCCUUCAAGUGAUGGUGAUGGAGGCACAGUGUUCACCCCUGUGGGCAGGAACAGCGCCUGCAGCCUCAUCCCUGUCAGUCCGAGAGGCUUCACUCCCUUCACUGGCUCUCGUUCAGAUGAUGAAAACUCAAUUCACAGCUACACACAGGAGGAGGUGGAGGAGGCGGCGGCAGCAGCAGUGGCAGCAGUGAUGGAGGGACGGGGAGGCAGUGGUGGCGGUGGUGUCAUCAGCCCUCCCUCAGUCACCUCCACGGUGCCCAGCUCAUCCAGCGGAGACACAACCCUCACCCUUGAUGAAUUGAAGUCCGCCGUGCUGGAGAUCAGCCGGGCGAGGGAUGCAGCGGAGGGGCGGAGGGCGGAGGUGGCCGCUGCUCUCACUCAGGAGAUGGAGACGUCAUCCAUGCUGAGGGCGGAGAUCGCUCUCCUACAAAGCCAGCAGCAAGACAUACUGGACAAACUCAACACAAGGAUUAAUGCACUCACUCGGGAGAAUGAGCUACUGAAGCACCAGCUCAAGAAGUAUGUGGGUGCAGUGCAAUUGUUGAGGCGACAGGAGACCCAGGAGGCAGGCCAGGCAUUGAGCAGAACCACACCAGAGUACAGAGACUACCACCAUGAGGCAACUGCAUAUGAAAAGAAACUCAUUCAGGUGGCAGAGAUGCAUGGGGAGCUGAUGGAGUUUAAUGAACGGCUACACAAACUGCUUCGUCUUCGUGAGUCCCAGGUAAAGAACCUGCGGCAGCAACUUGUAGAUCUGCGAGGGCCCCUUCCAGACACCCCCGAGGAGGAGGAGGAGGAGGACCUGGUGAGCCCAAGGAGCCCUGCCAGAGAGAUGGAUGUUAGUCCCUGUUCUCGCACUCUCAUUAAUAUUUGGAUACCCACUGCCUUCCUCACUGGCUCCUCUGCAGAUGCUCACCAUGUUUAUCAGAUAUACAUUCGCAUCAAGGAUGACGAGUGGAAUAUCUACCGGAGAUUUGCUCAGUUUUAUGAGCUCCAUAGGCAACUCAAGAAGAAGGAUCCAAUUAUAAAAUCCUUUGACUUCCCUCAAAAGAAGACUUUUGGUUAUAAGGAUGAGGGUGUGGUGGAGGAGCGGCGGGUGCGGCUGCAGCGGUACCUGCGGCAGGUGGUGAACCUGCUCCUCACCUCACACCCACAGCUCACCGCCUCACCGGAUAAGGCAACCUUUGCCAGUGUGUUGCCAUUCUUUGCGGAGAUGGUGGUAACUCAGGACGCCGGCAGCAGCAGCAGUAGCAGUGGCAGUCGCCCAAGGCCUUCCCGGCGAGGGGUGCUGUCCCGGCUGUCUGGGGCGCCCAUGGAGCAGCCAGUGGUGCCGGACUCCCCUCAGUACAAUGGCCUCUAGACCGUUACUGCAGCUGCCAUGGAUCCUUCACAGAUCUGAACACUCAUAUCUAUUCCUCAGCAGGUAGUAUACAUACAUACACACAGACAUUCAGAUAUACACAGUACAUACAUAUAGUAUGUAAGAAGAAAGUUUUAUAUAUUUCAUAUAUUUUGAGUCUUCUACAUAUGUAUUUUAUGCAAAUGUUGCCUGUUAGUCUCCUCCAGAUCUCAAGAGCUUUGCUCAUGUGUUUUAUAAGUUUUUAGAAGACAUAACUGAACGUGAAGACAAUUCAGUCCACUGAGCCACUCAAAUGUUGUAUUUUCUCACUUAUGAGCCUGUCCUUUUUAUAAGACAAAGCAGGUUUGGGUGCAUCUUAGUGACAUCAUUCAGCCUUUUUGUCCCACAUGACAACGCUGCCUUUCUGAGCUAAAAUAAACUCCCUCAGCUUCCUCUGUCUCUUCCUUAUUCUUGCCAUAGCUUGUUGCUACCUUGCCACAAAUCAUAUUACCCAGGUAACAAAACUGAUCUAAUGACUCACUCCAGAUAUCCUUGUUUUCACCCUCCACUUCCCAUUUGGUUUCCUCAUCACAUGUUGCACUAGUCAGAUUGGUCAUAUUACUCGGACCGCUUGUCACUCCACGAGUCAAAUUGCACUCAUAUUACAAACUGAAUCUGCAUUAAUACCAAAUUCCUCGCCAUAUACAUGUGCUCCCACCAACAAGAUUCAUUCAGUUUUGUGUCCUCAGAGACCCGCACUGAUAGCUAUGUCUCCAUAUCGUAGAUUUGUGGGGAAUCCAGUGGGAAUGAAAAGAGAAGAAAAAAAAUGUGGCUUCUGGUUUUCACAAAACCUCAACCAAAACUUUAAUAUGUAAAUUGAAUACAGUCUUGCCAUGCUUUUCCUUACAUCCCUGUAGUAAGGCAUGGCAUCACACACUCCAUGGGUGGCUGGGAAGAAUACUGCCACAUAUUCCUUGCCAGUCAUGGAAGGUGAUUCAUAGGGAUGGAACAAGGGGCCUAAGAACCCUCUCCUGUAUGUAUUAAUUCUUACAGUGAGAGGAGGCAUGAAGUCUUGUCUUGGCUAAAUUACAAGUGAGAUCUAAGCCUGGUACAUAGACACAUGGCCACUGUCUCAAUUCCCCAUCAGGAUAAACACCACCUAUGCUUGUCCUUUGCUUAAACCUUAACAAGACUGAGGGUGCUGGAUGUAAGUAGAGGCAAAGAGAAACACUGGUCAUGUCACAGCAAGGUGUUAGUGGAUAGAUGUAUUGUACAUGGCUAAAGAUUAUACAUUUAUGAGUUAUAUAGGAAAAAAAUUCAGAUACUUUACUUUUUUUCUUAUGUUGAAAGUCUGUUAAUUUGUAUUCCUGUAGGAUAUGAAUGUGUACAACUUGUGAUCACCAAAGUGUGUGGAAGUGGUUGUAUUGUCACUUAUAUUCAAGUGUGGCCAUUGUGUAUGCUAUACCUAAGUUUAAAAGUCCAAAGUUUAUCCCUGCACCUCUUACUGGGGUCAGCUUACAAGUAUGUAGGUCAGUAUGACACUUGAGACAUUCGCUCUUUGUGGUUUUCAUAAAGCCAAACUUGUAUUGAUUACAUCUGUGAAGUGAUGAGCUUCUGUCAAGGUGUGACCUGUUAUUAAUGCUUAGAUUUAUCGUGUGGUUAAAAUGAAAUGAAAAUAUGUUAGGAAGAUUUCUAUAUUUAUGAAGAACUUUUAUAUUUUGUAUAGCCAGAACUUCUAUAAUAUCGUGUACUUCUUCCCUGACUGACUGUGUUGUACUAAAGAGUCUCCUUCAGGUCACUUGUACGAGUCAUGAGUCACAUGCCUCUGGUGAUACCCUCAAAGGUACAUGUCCUGCAGAAUCACACCCAAAGUCUCUAGUAGAUCAAACUAUACUAUUUUUUUUUUUUUUCCUGGCAAGUAACAUAUGUAUUUCAUUAUUACAUACCUCAUUACUGUCACAAUUCAUCUCAUUUUUUUUUUUUUUUACCUAACCCAACUUCAUUCUCACAGAAAACCUCACAUCUCAUUCUUUGAAGAGAUGUAAUAAUCAUGUAGUGAUGGGACAGUAAUAACUUAUAUAACACUGAAAUACACCACAUCACUCAGCACACUGUAGUUUUGUCUGCCGGAGACUGGUUCUGUUUCUGUGCCCAUGCCCUCUUAAGAUGUCAUCCGUCUCAGCAUGACUUACUUCACACAGUUUAGUUACUAAGCCAGAGAAUUGCAUACCUAAUAUAUUUAAUUAUUUUCUGUGAAAUGUUGGAAAGAUAACUUCUCUAUAUUACAAUAAUUGUUGAAUUAUCCAUUAUUCUCCUGUAGUCAUUAAUGUGAAAAUAUACAGUAUGUUUUUUUUCCAACAUGCCAUAUCAAGAUGGAGCCCCGUCUGCUUUGUAAAGGGACCAUGUUAUCAUUAGCAUGUUACAUACAGGUAUGUUAUUAUUGAUUAUUUAUAAAGGUGAUUGGUCCCAUGCAAACAUUUACAGUCAAGAUUUGCUGCAGGGGUCAGAGAGAGUCAGGUGGUGUGAAUACUUUAUGUGUGUGUGUGUGUGUGUGUGUGUGCAGAGCAAAGAGGGAACACUAAGAACGUGUGGAAGUGAACGCUGUGGCAUGUGGUGGAGUGAAUAGCAAGAUAAGAAGAAUGAGAGAUAUUUAUAAAUGUAUCUUAAGGUCAAGGAAGAACCUAAUUAAUGUUAUUGAGCAUUGAGUGGUGUCAUUGUGUAAAAAACUGGGCUAUUAUGAUAUUUUUUUUUCUGGGAUGAGUUGCUCAGCUGUGUGGCAUCAAGCCAGGUGUGUAGAUUCAAUGAGAAGUGACUCAGUGUUGAUCAAAUGGUGUUUCAGUUUUCAGUUGGCAUUUGGUUUGAUUUGUAAUAUGAAGACAGCUUAGCACUGGUAGAUAAAUACUCAAGAUUUAUGGCGCCGGGAUGCAGUGUGGGGCAGCUUGACAUGAUUUUUAUGACAUGUGAGGAAGACUGGCACAAGGGCACAAGAGCCCACUGGAGAGAAAGGAAGCCCGCUGUGCUUAAGGAACCAGUUUGUUGGACGUCAGCGUGAAGCAUGCACAGCCUCUUGUACUGCUGCUAGUGUUUGGCUGCUGGCAGACUUCCAUUAUAGUGAAUGUGAUAACAAUAAAAUACUGACAUUA